This is a messenger RNA of Fusarium subglutinans, 3537 nucleotides long. Its product is annotated as oxidoreductase FAD-binding protein. The record is from RefSeq and is a predicted model, not a curated record. NCBI's taxonomy places the organism in Eukaryota, Fungi, Ascomycota, Sordariomycetes, Hypocreales, Nectriaceae. The coding region runs from base 1 to 3537 and encodes 1178 amino acids. Gene Ontology annotation, biological process: potassium ion transmembrane transport. Gene Ontology annotation, molecular function: potassium ion transmembrane transporter activity; oxidoreductase activity. The transcript has 4 exons. Gene Ontology annotation, cellular component: plasma membrane.
AUGGCUUGCUGCGGAAACCGAAAGAAGCAGGUUGUGGGGAUUGCUGACCAGAAAUGGGAAUAUAUCAAUCUUCGCGACUUUAAAAGCCGUGGAUGCGGAACUAUAUUCGCUUAUAUCUACCUGUGGCUUAUGCUUCUCGUUUCAGUUGCUGUCUAUGUUGUUGACAGUUUUACUGCCGUCAACCUACUCGUGUUCGAUCGUUGGUCUUCAAAGAUCGAUCCUGCCAUCUCUUUCGACGUUACGAAAUGGAUCUUCUCUAUUUGCAUUAUUCUCUCAUUCAUCAACCUGGCUUACGAGGGUUUCCGCGCCUUUCGGGUUAUCAGACGAGGCAAUGUUGCGGAAUCCUAUCUUGACAGCUUAGCUGUUCGAUGGGAAUCAAUUCGACUUGGUUCGCAAGGUUGGAAAAGAUUCCUAGUCUUUGCUGAACUCACAAAAAGUAAAGAAGGCGCACAAUACAUUGCCCUUUUCACAUAUUUCAACUUUCAAGCCUGGAUCCGAGUCAUCAUCUGCUCAGGUCCUCGUCAGGUCCUCAAUGCUUUCACACUCAAGUCAGUGUAUGAGGCGCAAUUGACGCCUACAGCAGACAAUGUGGGCGACUCCAUUACUGGAUUCUUCGAGAAGAUCAAGAUCCUUGCCGAAGAAGAUUAUCAACAGGCACUUAUUCUUUCAGGAAUGUGUUUUACUCUAAUUAUCUGGGUAUUUUCUGCGCUUUUCCUUCUCGCUGCCGUUCUGUUUUGGUUAUUCUUUCUGUACCAUUGGAUUCCUGCGGCCGACGGUGGUCUUUCUGGAUACUGCGAGCGAAAGGUCACCAAAGCAUUGAUGAAAAUUGUCACAAAGACCGUCAACAAAGCUCUAGCUAGGGAGGAGGCCAGCCGCUUCAAGGCUGAAAUCAAGGCGGCCAAGAAGAAUGGAGAGAAGCCUCACCUUGACCGAGCUGCCACCCUACCAACUUUGCCAAACGUCGGCCCAGUCACCAAGAUGGACCACCCGCCAAUGCUCAAUCGUAACGACACCAUGAUGACACUGCCGCCUUACACUUCACGCCCCGGUACGCCAGGUGGCAUGGAGAACACACCCCCAGCUUUAGAACGAACUUUGCCAUCUAGACAGGGCACUACGGCCUCUAUCGCGAGCUACGCAUCCCGAGCCACUUAUAGAUCUGGAGGUGGAUAUGGACGCAUUGCAUCCCCCGUGCCUGAUGUGCCUCCCAUUAACUACCAGGGACAGACUCAACCCCGAUCUAUCACUGACAGGCAUGAAAAUUUUGGGCCUUAUCCUCCAAAUCAAAUGGCGAUGGAUUCAAUGACAACUCUUCCUGGGCGAUUUACAGAGAGUCCUGGUCCAAUAAACUCUGACAUGGCGCCUUUCUUCCCUCCCCCGACUCGCGCUCCCAGCGCUCGCCCUAUGGAUACCUUUUCGCAGCCCAUGGGAACAUAUCCUUCGGCUCAGGCACCCCAGUACCAAGCUUACAAUCCUGGAGGUCACAUGAGCACAGCAUCAUCUGUGAACUCACAUCAGGGCGGAGCCGCAAUGCAGCGGCCCUUCAAUCCCCCAGUACGAAGUGCUACAGGGCCGAUGCCUUUCCGGGGACCUCCGCAAAGGAACUUGACGAACCCAAUGCCACCUCGCGCAGCAUCUGCGAGACCCGAAAGGGCUCCUCCGUAUAACUAUGACGUUGAAUCUCAAAGACCAGGUGGUUGUCAUUUACUACAAUUAUACGGAUCCUUUGUCAAUAACAACAUGCCCUCGGCGACAUCAGAAUGGCACGAUGGCGAACUAGCCGUGCAAAAGCAACUCAAAGUCCCUACAAGAAGAAACCCAACAUUUCCAGGUUUAGCACCCCAGUAUGGCAUGCGAGUGAUGCAGUCGCCCUUGGUAGCCCUCGGAACGCUAGAUAGCGAGGGUCGCCCAUGGACUACAGUAUGGGGUGGAGACCGGGGCUUUGCAAGACCAGUAGCUGAAGGCGUACUCGCGUUCAACAGCUCGGUUGAUACUCGCCAUGAUCCUGUUUUUAGAGCUCUAUGGGACGGGAUUGACGAUGACGGGGUGAAAGAAGGUACCAUUAACAGGCCGAAUGGAGGCGAAGGAAAGGGAAUGUCAGGAUUAUCCAUCGACUUGGAGACCAGAGAUCGCGUGAAGCUAGUAGGAAACAUGAUUGCUGGUGCCACAGUAGAGGAAGGCAAAGCAGUACAGAUGGCCAUGGCUGUGACUGAGAGUCUGGGUAACUGUCCGAAAUAUCUCAACAAAAAGGAUAUUGUGCCUAAUGAGAUGGCACCAGAGCUUGUUUCGGACAAGCUGCCCUUGUCACAGGAGGCCCUAGAACUGAUUGCAGGGGCAGACAUGUUCUUCUUGUCGAGCACAAAUGGGGUCACAAUGGACACAAAUCAUCGUGGAGGAAGUCCUGGAUUCAUGAGGAUUAUCAAAAAUGAAGAGGAUGGGCUGGACCUGAUAUAUCCAGAGUUCUCGGGCAAUAGACUAUAUCAGACACUCGGAAACUUCAGAGUGAAUCCACUGGUUGGCAUCGCUAUUCCGGAUUAUAAAACAGCCAACGUUCUUUACGCCACAGGCAGCGCAUCAACACUUGUUGGUGAUGAGGCUUCUUCUUAUCUUGCAAGAACAAAACUUGCGGUCAAGAUCUCAGUUACUGCUGCAAAGUUCGUCAAGUCGGGACUGCCUUUCCGAGGUGCACUGGGCGAAUACUCGCCUUACAACCCUCCUGUCCGUCACUUGCUCUCAGAACACGAUGCGCAUAUUGUCGAGGCCUCAUCAAAUGGUAUCACGGCAAGCUUGACUAAGCGUGAAGUUCUUGCGCCAUCCAUCGACCGAUACACCUUUGAGCUAUCUUCAGCAAAACCUAUCAAUGCAUGGCACGCAGGACAGUAUAUCACCCUGGACUUUGAGCAAGAAGUCUCGAGUGGCUACAGUCAUAUGGCUGAUCACGAUCCUCAAAGCAUUAACGAUGACUAUGUCCGAACGUUUACUGUGUCAAGCCCACCAGAAAACAAUAAAGAGGUACAAAUCACAACGAGGAAACAUGGUCCGGUAACGAACUUCCUGAGAAAGCACAACCCUCGUGUGCCUUUGGAGAUACCAGUGAUUGGCUUUGGCGGCGAAGAGGGUUUCCGCAUCCCUUUGGAACCGGAAGGCCCGCAAUCUGUCUUUAUCGCAGCUGGUGUAGGAAUUACGCCUGUCCUCGCACAGGCACCAGCUGUACUUCAACACAAAGCUCCAUUUGCGCUGCUCUGGACUCUACGCUACGAGGACUUACCACUCGCGAGUGACACGUUCUCAAGAAUUCCAGGGCUGUCAAAUGUGACUACGCUCUUCGUCACUGGUCAGCUGGACAAGGUGGACUUGUUAGAGGAGGCUGAGCGGGCUGGGACACGGGUAGUAAAACGGCGAAUAGGCGCUGAUGAUGUCGAGAGGUUCAAGGGCCAAAGCGCUCGUUUCUUUCUGUGCACAGCGCCAGCCCUGCUAGCUGCUCUGGAAGGCUGGUUGCUGGGAGAGAAGGUUGUCUGGGAGGACUUUGGAUAUUGA